CAACGAUCAAUCAGAAAGGGUAUAUAAGUGUCGGCACUCUAUUGGUCCACUUGGUAUUGUAUGGGCAUCCGUCGCUUUACAACACUAACCACACGAAUGUCAAAACUAAAACAGCUGUUGAACGGAAUUUUUUGCAUUAAUUUUAAUAAACAAAACAAAUUGUUAAACUAUUGCGAAUUGGAGCUUAUAGUCUGCUAGUGGCCUUACCGAGACAUGCCCGCCUAUUGCGCGGUGGUCAAUUGCAACGAUAAAUAUGCGCACGCCAGCAGUAUUUCAUUCCACAAAUUCCCCUUCAAGCGAAAGGAUUUGUUCCAAAAGUGGAAGGAAUUUACGCAACGUAGUGCCCAAUGGAUGCCAUCCAGGUGGAGUGCUGUGUGCAGUCGCCAUUUCGUGGAUACGGAUUUCAGUUGCAGCCAUAACCGGAAAACACUUAAAAAGAAUGCAGUGCCUUCAGUGCGUUUGCCGGACUCGGGAUCAUUGAAUGUGGUUGUGGAGCAGGUGACCAACAGUCGAUGGCAGGAGUCUGCCUGCAAGCAGACGCUGUCCAGCGCGGCCGAGGCUCCAGCCAGUGGAACAAAGGGCACCUGUCGCUUCUGCGGUUCGUCUGCCAUGGAUUGUAUCUCGUUUGACAACAGUUUCGAGCUCUUUGGCAUGAUUCAGAAGUGCUUUCCCACACUCCAAAUCCUGCAGGAUGAUACCCUGCCCAAGGAUAUUUGCUCGGAGUGCUACAAGCAGCUGGAGCGCUUCUCCCAAUUCAUCGAUGUGGUGUUGCAGACACAAAGCGAACUGCAGCGGAAAUACCGCCGUCAGCUGAAGAUUAAGCAGGAGCCACUGGUGCGUGUGAAGCAGGAGGCCUGCGAGAGCCUGGACAAUCUCUUUCCCGAUGAACUGGACAUGGCCUUGGACGAUGGAUGCGACCAUGAGCCCGGCACCAACGAUGAGACGGAACAGAAGUUCCAAUUCUGCGAUUUUCCCAUGCUGAAUGCCCAGGACAUAAUAAACAACUGUGAUAUCAUGGAGAUAAUUAAUCUAGAUGAUCCGUUUAUCAACAUACCAGACGAUGCGGAUGUGGGCCAGUCCCAGGCGAAGCAGUCGCGCACCUCCGGGGAUCUGCCGUCGGCCAAUGAGAUGCUCCAAUCGGAGCUGCUCAACGAAGAGCACAAUUAUGCCAAGGAGGACUGGGUGCUGCCGCCGCAUCAGUACAAAACGGAGAAGGUGGAAGGUGUCGAGGCGGCUGAACAGCCUCCACCGCUGUUGCUGCCACCGCCGCCGCCGCCCGCGCCCACAUCUGCUCCAGAGCCUCGUUCCUGCAAGCCCAUUGUGACGAAUGUCAGUCAGAUACCCAACCAAAUGCUGUGCGAACUGCUGCCGCCGCCACCGGCUGCACCGCCCAAGCCCAACAUUGUGGUGCUCAACGACAGCGUGGUGCAGUCCUCGGCCGCCUUUCGGCUGCACAACUGCAGCCUCUGCACGGCCAAGUUCAUUACGGUGGAUGGUCUAAGUCAGCAUUACACGCACGCCCACAGCACACCCACACCGAUGGUGAGUGUGCCACCCUUGAACAUCAGCCUGCCCAGCAUGCCAACGAAUCAGCUCAAACUGGAGGCCAGCGGCUGCUCUGUGGGCCUGACGGCCACACCACAGAAUGAGUACUGGCAACCAGACUGGCAGAACACCGCCGCGGCAGCCAGUCCGCUGCCCACUCAGCUGCCGGCCAAGAAAAAGAUCGACAUACUGGACAUGCAGCGCAGUUUUCUGCAUCACAACGAUCUCAUACCGACAGCAGCACAGCUGACAACGGCGGCGCCAGUGGCGGUGCAUCUUGCCACAGACCCUCAACUGGCGGUGGUCACGGCCAAUCUGGCCAAGUUGGCCUUCCAGUAUCGUCGUCUGCAGCGAAAGUGCAGGAUACUGAAGCAUACGACGCAACGCAACCCGAACCGACAUCGCUGUGGCCAGUGCGGAAGAGGAUUUGGCAGCCUGCAGCGACUGCUACUGCAUCGGCAACUGAAGCGUCACUUUCCCAAGCUGAAUCGUCCCUUUGCCGCCAGAUGCUGCGGCUGUCUGAAGCUGUUCAACUCGCGUCUGGGUCUGCACCAGCAUAUGCGCUACAUUUGUCAGUCCCUGUCGCUGCGAAGCACGCGGCGUCUGCAGAGUUUCAAGUGCCGUCACUGCCAGGCCAUUACCUUCACUCAUUGGCGACUCUAUCGUCGGCACGAGCUCAAGUGCCGACCACGCCAGUCCCCGUCCAAGGCAAAGGUUCAGACAAAGUCGCGGCGAGCCGUUGUCGCCCAAUCGCAAAUGCAAACGGCAACUGUGACCACCACCUACGCCUGCAGCGUGUGCAAGAAGUCAUUCGGAUCGCUCAGUGGCCUGAGACAGCAUGACAUCACCCACACGACGGAGCGACAGCACAAGUGUGGCAUCUGUGAGCGUGUCUUUAAGCGACGCAACGGCCUUUCGCAGCACAUCAAGGGCUACCACCUACAGCUCAAGCCACACGAGUGUCCAGUGUGUAGGCACUGCUAUGCCCUCAAGUGCGAUAUGCUGAGAUGCAGACACUCCCAGCAUCGCGGUGGGGCAGGAGAGUGAGCCAGAAACGAGAAGGAAAAUUUGCUUCAGUUUGCUGUUGAAAGGUAGUGCGCUGUAAUGGUUCUAUAUGUCAGCGCUGUGAGCUCCAUGGAGCUCCAAGGGGUGCCUGCGCUUAGUGGCCUCAACCUCGAAGGCGAUGAAGAGUUCUCAUUGGCAUGGAGCUCUUUGCCUUACGGGGGGGCACUUAGGUUAAAAAGAUUUACGAUAUUGAAAUCCCUUAAAAAACGACUAGUAUUAAUAGAAAAUAAAUAAUAAUAAGAGAAUUAAAUAGUUAAAUCAUAUUAUUUGUAUUAUAUACAUUUAUUUAUCAAUUUAUUCAGUUUGCGUUAUAAGUUGUUGCGCUCACUAAAAGUAUAUUUUGUAUUUUGUAUUCAUAUUCAUGUUUAAUGCAUUAGUAUUGCUUUUAAUUGCUUAAUUUAAAAUAUGAAAAUACUGAAAUUUGAAACUUAAAUUGCAUAAAUUCCGAUUUGUAAACAAAAAAAUUGAAUAUCCAACAAAGGGUUAUUUUCAUAUAUACAAAGAAGGUUGGAGAAAAGUUUGUUUAUGGUUUGCUUAACAACAUUAAAUCUAUUAGAAUUCACAUAUUUUAUUUAAACACAAAGAAAUAAAAAAAUGGCACUACA
This is a messenger RNA of Drosophila obscura, 3215 nucleotides long. RefSeq names its product zinc finger protein 574. Gene Ontology annotation, molecular function: DNA-binding transcription factor activity, RNA polymerase II-specific; RNA polymerase II transcription regulatory region sequence-specific DNA binding; zinc ion binding. Lineage: Eukaryota; Metazoa; Arthropoda; Insecta; Diptera; Drosophilidae. The record is from RefSeq and is a predicted model, not a curated record. The transcript is spliced from 2 exons. Bases 214 to 2592 code for a protein of 792 amino acids. Gene Ontology annotation, biological process: regulation of transcription by RNA polymerase II. Gene Ontology annotation, cellular component: nucleus.